Myripristis murdjan (pinecone soldierfish) is the source of this 1572-nucleotide messenger RNA. It is a transcript of the gene cenpa, whose product is annotated as histone H3-like centromeric protein A. The transcript has 5 exons. The record is from RefSeq and is a predicted model, not a curated record. Gene Ontology annotation, cellular component: nucleosome. Bases 208 to 648 code for a protein of 146 amino acids. Lineage: Eukaryota; Metazoa; Chordata; Actinopteri; Holocentriformes; Holocentridae. Gene Ontology annotation, molecular function: protein heterodimerization activity; structural constituent of chromatin; DNA binding.
GGUCCAGAGAGCUGCCAGCAGAGAGGGCGUCGUUUGAAUUUCAUUUCGGUUAGUGCUGUGACUGCGAGCUGCGGCAGUUCAACGGCCAAAAGUCGAUUUUUAUUAAAUAUAAAAUCCCCUUCGGUUGGAAAUACUGUUCAUCUCCACAGAGCCAGGGCCCUGCUGCCGUGUUUUUCCUGGUUGUGGUGCUGACUGGUGUCGGAGACGAUGCGGCACAAUACGUCUGCCAGCCGACGGAAAGGUGCCACCCCUAGACGCCGGCCCCCCGCUGCCCCUGCAGCCCCGCGGCCCUCCAGGUCCCCGAGACGCAGCGGAGAAUCAGCACGUCCUCCCAAAUCUCCCAAGAAGAGAAGGUUUCGUCCAGGAACCAGAGCCCUGAUGGAGAUCCGCAAAUAUCAGAAGAGCCAUGACCUGCUGCUCAGGAAGGCCCCGUUCUCUCGCCUGGUUCGGGAAGUGUGCCAGAACUUUUCCAGAGAGGCUCUCAAGUGGCAGGUGUACGCUCUGCUGGCCCUGCAGGAGGCGGCGGAGGCGUUUCUCGUCAUGUUGUUCUCCGACGCCAACCUGUGUGCCAUCCACGCCAAGCGGGUCACGCUGUUCCCCCGCGACGUGCAGCUGGCCAGGAGGAUCAGAGGUGUGGAGAACAUGUGAGGAGGAAUGGCGAAGAAAAGGACAGUCGGACGUUUAACAAAUGAGUGUGUUAGGAAAAAGCCCAGACCUGAUCGAGCGGGACGGCAUUUCUCCUCCAAAAGACCGAGACGAUGACACACGGCGACUUCAUGUCUCUAAAAACACUGAGGACUGUGACAGAAUCUCUCUCGGCCCCAAAAAUCAAAAAUCAUAUGUCAGGUGGGGGAGAGAAAGGCGCUAAAAUUCAAAGUGCCGAAGUAAAGUUUUAGUCUCUUGAAACCAUCACUCUUUUAACUCUGCCGUGGAUUUUCAUAGUUUGGUUCUGUUUAGUUUUCAGUGGCGUGCUGUAGGAAGCGUGAGGCGAUUUAGACAGAAUGAAAUACCAUAUUAUUUUUGACCAAAUGGUUCUGUCACCAAGUAUUUACACAAUGAGUUUUUUGGUAAAUAUUAACAGAAGGAGAUUUUUGACAAAUGGGCACUUUGAUAAAUGCCAGUGGCUAAAGGCAAAUAAACAGCUAGAACAGUCAAAAAUGACAUCAAUUUACUGAACUGCCGCUUUUAAAACCAGAAGAAGAAAACAUUUAUCCAAAAUCCCAGACAGUAUCUGGUCUCUUAUCAUGAUGACGGUAUAAUAUGUCGGCCUGCCCUGGUUGCAGGUAACCGCCUCUACCAUCAGUUUCAUCAGAGUCAAAAUUACACACACACACACACACACACACACAUACCACAAAAAGAAAUGAAGAGAGGCAACAAUGAAAACAUUCCUCAUCAAAUCUUAGUGUUUCUGGACAAAGUUGUGAUGUUGUUCAUAAUAUACAGCAAAGACACCUGCUCGUACUGAACUUCCUGUUCAGUUGAUGUUUUACUGAUGUGUAUAAAAUUUAAUUCUUUAUGUAGCUGAAUUUGACUUAUGUAUUUUUUAAUAAACUGCAAUUUUUUUUUCUA